GCGAUUAAUAAAUCAUAAAUAAUUAGAAGAACAGCAAAUAAAUUAAAUCAAAGCUGGCAUACCUCUACAAUCUCCUGUUAUGAUGAAUUAUUUUGUGACAAUCUGUCUACGCACACUGCGUGAGAGGGAACAUUGCGCUCGCUGUCGAUAAUAAUUAUCUCCUGACACAACAAUACGCUCAACUAUCUGACCGCAUGUGACUGUGGGAAGAAAUUUGGCCUGCACCACCACUGAUAUGUGGAACUGGCUCUCUUGCCAGUCGCAAAGUGAAAGUCGUACGGGCUAGUUGAGUUGUCGCGGCUUCGGUUAUUUAUAGUUUCAAUAAGUCGCAUUGCCGGAGAACCAAACUGACGCGUUUCAAAAUGUCCGUGACGUUUACAGUGAAUGGAACAGAAUUUAUCGUUCAAGGCACUGAAAUCAACGUAAACACUUCUCUGACCUUCAUCCGGAACCAUGCCCACCUGACUGGAACCAAGUUCAUGUGCCUCGAGGGAGGCUGUGGCGCUUGUGUGGUUAACCUGAGCGGUGUACAUCCGGUGUCCGGAGAGCCCUUCUCCUACGCUGUUAACUCGUGCCUGUUUCCGGUGCUCGCAUGCCAUGGAAUGGACAUCACCACGGUCGAGGGAAUCGGUGGCAAGCAGCGGGGCUAUCACGCCACCCAGAAGCUACUGGCUCACUUCAACGGUACCCAGUGUGGAUACUGUUCCCCCGGCAUGGUCAUGAACAUGUACAGCCUGCUGGAGACUAAGAAGGGAAAGGUCACCAUGGAGGAGAUCGAGAACUCGUUCGGUGGUAACAUCUGCCGCUGCACCGGUUACCGUCCUAUCCUGGACGCGUUCAAGGCGUUGGCCGUCGAUGCCGAUCCCAAGAUCAAGGAGAAGUGUCAGGACAUUGAGGACCUUACCAAGAUUUGUCCCAAGACCGGUUCGGCUUGUGGCGGCAAGUGUUCUGCCGCUGGGAAAAUCAACCCCAACAAGGGGCUGCAUCUGAGCUUCGACGAGCAGAAGGAAUGGCACAAGGUGUACAACGUAAGCGACAUCUUCGCCAUCUUCGAGAGCAUUGGAGAUAAACCGUAUACGCUCAUCGGAGGUAACACCGCCCAUGGAGUGUACCGGCGCAACGAUGCGAUCAAAGUCUUUAUCGACAUCAAUGCUGUCCAAGAGCUGCGUGCUAGCUCGGUUGGAAGCUCCUUAACUGUCGGAGCUGGAACGUCCUUGACCGAGCUGAUGGAUUUGCUGGCCUUUGCGGCCAAGCAAAACAAAAGCUUCUCCUACUUCGAACACCUGAUUCGCCAUAUUGACUUGAUCGCCAACGUGCCGGUGCGAAACACCGGAACGAUCGCCGGCAAUCUUAGCAUCAAAAACCAACAUCCUGAGUUCCCGUCCGACCUUUAUCUUAUCUUGGAAGCUGCCGACGCGAAGUUGACCAUCUUGGAGUCCAAGGGAAAAACAUCCACCGUUCGUCCCUCCGAGUAUGUCACUCUGGACAUGAGGAACAAGCUGCUCCUCAACGUUAUCCUUCCUCCGCUGGAUCCCUCCAUCUACGUCUACCGCUCGUUCAAGAUCAUGCCACGUGCCCAGAAUGCUCACGCAUACGUGAACGGAGCAUUCCUGAUCAAGCUGGACGGUUUGAAUAUCGUCUCGAGCAACAUUUGCUUCGGCGGAAUUGAUCCUCACUUUACGCAUGCGAUCAAAACGGAAGAGUUCCUCAAGGGUAAGAACCUGCAUACGAAUGAAACCAUUCAAGGAGCUCUGAAGAUCCUGGCAGCGGAGCUGAACCCCGACUGGGUGCUUCCGGACGCUGCACCAGAAUACCGGAAAAAUCUGGCACUGUCAUUGUUCUACAAAUUUACACUUAACGUGGCCUCCGUCAUGAACGCUACAGUGAAAACGGAGUACAAAUCCGGAGGAUAUCUACUACAUCGUCAUGUGUCUUCAGGAGUUCAGCAAUACGACGGAGAUCAGCGCCGGGGACAGUGGUCACUUGAUAAAAAAGUACCCAAAAUCGAAGGAUUGCAUCAAACGUCCGGUGAAGCAAAAUUCAUCAACGAUCUUCCAACCUUUCCUGGUGAGCUGUAUGCCGCCUUCGUACUUGGAACGACCGUACAUGCUGAAAUCGAUUCGUUUGAUACUGAAGAAGCGUUACGAAUUCCGGGAGUGGUCGCGUUCUACACAGCAAAGGACAUUCCCGGUAACAACGAUUUCAUGCCUGUAAAGUCACAGUUUAGUCCCAACGUAGAAGAAGUGUUCUGUAGUGGACGUAUCCUGUUCCACGGACAACCGGUAGGUUUGAUGGUGGCCAACACAUUUGAAGCCGCACAGAAAGCAGCGCAAAAAGUCCGUCUAAACUACUCCGCCAAGGCAGACAAACCGAUCUACCCGACAGUAAAGGAUGUAGCUGACGCCAAGUGUCAUGAUCGUGUGGUGGAUAUUGAUUACGGAUUUACUGGCAAAUCGUACACUGACUCAGUGACGGAGCCUUCCAUCACCGUUUCGGGAACUUUUGAAUCCGGUGGCCAGUAUCACUACACAAUGGAGACACAGACAUGCGUCUGUCUGCCACUGGAAGAUGGAAUGGAAGUGCACUCCGCAACACAAGCAGUAACGCUUACCCAAAUAGCAAUAGCGCAAAUGCUUGGUGUCCCCGAAAAUAGUCUUAACGUGUCCGUACGUCGGAUCGGUGGUGGAUACGGUGGGAAGGCUUCCCGUGCCGUUCAGAUCGCUUGUGCCUGUGCACUUGCCUGUCAUCUAACGAAACGCCCCGUACGCUUAAUAAUGACGAUCGAAUCAAACAUGGCCGUCGUCGGCAAGCGCUACGGAGUGGUUUCUAGCUAUUGCGCCGAUGUAACCGCCGAGGGACAAAUUCUUCGCCUUCGUAACGAAUUCCUUCACGACGCAGGCUGCAACACGAAUGAAGCGCCUGAUUUUAUGCAAGGAUACUACGGAAAUUGUUACAACAAGGAUGCGUGGUGCGUGAUCUCCAAAACGGCACUAACCGAUUCUGCUAGCAACACUUGGUGUCGUGCACCAGGUUCUACCGAAGCGUACGCCAUGAUAGAAUCGAUUAUCGAACAUAUAGCAUUCGCAACGGAACGCGAUUCGCUAGCAGUGCGACUUGAGAACAUGCCAACCGAUUCACCGAUGCGACCACUUCUGCAAACCUUCCUCGUGGAUACCGAGUACGAAAGGAGACGGUUGGCGAUUGAACAGUUUAAUUUGGAGCACCGCUGGCGUAAGCGUGGUAUAGCGAUCGUCCCAAUGAAGUAUCCCGUGUCCUAUUUUGGAACGCUACACGCGCUCGUCUCGAUCUAUCACACCGAUGGAACUGUCGCCAUUGCGCACGGUGGGAUUGAGAUGGGCCAGGGUAUAAAUACACGAGCGGCACAGGUCGCUGCCAAGGUGCUGGGCAUCCCGGUGGAGAAGAUUGCCAUCAAAGCAACCAACAAUCUUACGGCACCGAACGACUUUUGCACACAGGCCAGCAUUACCAGCGAAGCCGUCGCACAUUCAGUGCUGAUCGCUUGCGAGCUGCUGCUCAGCCGGAUUAAACCAGUAAGACAGCAGCAUCCGGACGUGCCGUGGGAAAAGCUAACCCAGCUAUGUCACCUGCAAGGAGUGGAUCUGUGCGCCACGGCCAUGUACGACGGUGUGCAGCUUCCUUCGUACAACGUUUGGGCUCUUAGCUGUGCCGAGAUCGAGCUGGAUGUACUUACCGGCAACGUGGUGCUGCACCGUGUCGAUAUACUUGAAGAUGCGGGACAAACGCUAAACCCCGAAAUCGAAAUCGGUCAAAUAGAGGGUGCGUUUAUGAUGGGUGUGGGGCUAUAUCUUACCGAAGCACUCAUAUAUGACCGCGGUACUGGUGAGCUGCUUACCAAUCGCUCCUGGAACUAUCGUGUGCCAGGUCCAAAGGAUAUACCGGUCGAAUUUAAGAUUCGUUUGCUACCGAGCACCAUCAAUCCGACUGGCGUGCAACGUUCCAAAGCUACCGGAGAACCUGCGGUUAAUAUGGCCGUCGUGGUGCUGUUCGCACUGAGGAAUGCGAUCAAUGCGGCUCGGCUGGAUGCGGGCGCGCCACGGCAAUGGAUACCGUUGGGCUCACCGAGCACACCAGAUAGAAUAUUGGGGCUGUUGGGCAAUUCGACCGAUCAAUAUCUACUUCAUUAGCCUAAAAGCAAGCUAAUGGGACAUCAACAAAAAAAAUCUAAAUUAAAAAAAAGAAACAUACAACCAAUUAUUUUGUGACAUAUUCUGGAUAAUUGGAGAAGUGAUCUUCAAUGAAUUAUCGGCAAUUCGCAUCACACUUAACUACCGAAAUAAAAUUCAGUUCCUGCCGGUGGGAGCACAAUUUGUCCGUCACUGUAUUACGUCACACCAAAAAUAGACGCAGGCCAAAUUCAGCGUGCGUAUCUCAUCAACGUUCAGGCCCCAUUUUAACGCACAAACACACCCCUAUUUUGCCGGCACGCCAUCGUGAAGUUACGGUUGUGGUAGUUUUAAUGGGGAGCCGAUGAUAGAGCAGUGUCAAACCGAGCACCCCAACACAUUUUUUCUGGCGAGAGUAGUCGCGCGCUCUACCAAUAAACGUGCCCCCUCCCACCAAGACGAACCUCUAAACUACGCUCUAAACAUUUUACCAUGCGCGAGAA
Molecule: messenger RNA, 4648 nt
Organism: Anopheles stephensi (Asian malaria mosquito)
Lineage: Eukaryota; Metazoa; Arthropoda; Insecta; Diptera; Culicidae
Product: xanthine dehydrogenase-like
Exons: 6
Coding region: 363-4166 (1267 amino acids)
Molecular function (GO): 2 iron, 2 sulfur cluster binding; iron ion binding; oxidoreductase activity
Source: RefSeq, a predicted model, not a curated record